AUGCCGCUCCCUGUGCGCCUGGCGUGGCUGCUGGGGCUCUGCAGCCUCUGCCGCGGCUACUUCGAGGGGCCGCUGUACCCCGAGAUGUCCAACGGCAGCCUGCACCACUACUUCGUCCCCGACGGGGACUACGAGGAGAACGACGACCCCGAGCGGUGCCAGCUGCUGUUCCGGGUGAGCGAGCAGCGGCGGUGCGGCGCGGCGGCGGCAGCGGGCGGCGGGCUCAGCCUGCGCGAGGAGCUGACCGUGCUGGGCCGGCAGGUGGAGGACGCGGGCCGGGUGCUGGAGGGCAUCGGCAGGAGCAUCUCCUACGACCUGGACGGGGAGGAGAGCUACGGCGCCUACCUGCGCCGCGAGUCCGCGCAGAUCAGCGACGCCUACUCCAGCUCGGACCGCUCGCUGAGCGAGCUGGAGGGCAAAUUCCGGCAGGGCCAGGAGCAGGGCGGCCGGGAGGAAUCCCGCCUGGGCGACAGCUUCCUGGGGCUGCUGCUGCACGCCCGCGCCCUGCUCCGCGAGACCCGCCACGUCUCCAGCGGGCUGCGCGACAAGUACGACCUGCUGGCGCUGACGGUGCGCAGCCACGGCGCCCGCCUCAGCCGCCUCAAGAACGACUAUCUCCGCGUCUGAGCCCCCCUCAGCCGCCUCAAGAACGACUAUCUCCGCGUCUGAGCCCCCCUCAGCCGCCUCAAGAACGACUAUCUCCGCGUCUGAGCCUCCCUCAGCCGCCUCAAGAACGACUAUCUCCGCGUCUGAGCCCCCUCAGCCGCCUCAAGAACGACUAUCUCCGCGUCUGAGCCCCCUCAGCCGCCUCAAGAACGAUUAUCUCCGCGUCUGAGCCCCCUCAGCCGCCUCAAGAACGACUAUCUCCGCGUCUGAGCCUCCCUCAGCCGCCUCAAGAACGACCGUCUCCGCUCCUGAGCCCCCCGGCUGCUGGGGACCCCGCCAUCCCGACCACCCGUCCCCCGCAAGGCACGGCCCUGGCGCCCGCCUGGAAGGAGCACCUCCUUGGACAAAGCCUAGAAUUAUAAAGCUCGGAAAAGACCUCCGAGAUCAUCAAGUCCAACCCUUGACUGAAUACCAGCACGCCUACUAAACCAUAAGUGCCACAUUUGCUCGUUUUCGAACGCUUCCAGGGAUAGUAACUCAAGCAAAAUACAUUCUUCUUCAUGGAAAAAAAACCUUAUUUAUUUUGCCUUCCAAACAAAUAGCACAAUUGUAUAAACCAGGAGGUUCGAGGUAUAUUUAAGUUAAUAUCCGAGGUAUGUUUAAGUUAAUAUCCCAUAUUCAAAAAGCUACCCUCUGUUAUAUCAUUCACCUUUGGUUGCAAAGUGAAGUAAGCUUUCUCAUGUCUGACUCCCUGGUUUUUGUUUUUUGUAUCACCUGCCCUGCUGUGACUCACCUGCCCUAAGUGUAGCUGAAGUGAGGUGCUGGCCAGCUCCUUCCAGACUCCUGUGUAGCAAAUACUUAAAUUGCUUUUGUUGUUAGCCCUUCAGGGUGACACCUCUGGCCCUCUGUUAACUUCCUUUCUAACGAUAUGUAUUAUAUGCUCCUUAAAUGUUGUUCCACUACAUUAAGCUGUGAUUUUUAUUUGUGUUUGGAAAGAUGGGAACUAUUCUGGCAGGAUUUGUACUUCCAGGCUUGCUUAUCUGUGACUCUAAGCUAUCAUAACCCUAAGAAGCAGCCAAAAAGGCUUAUGUCAGAUCCUGAGAAUGCUGGUAGAGAUUUUUAUAGCAAAAAGAAUGAGCCCUAGCACUGGUUAGAGUUUUGGAUCCCAGAUUUGAGAGCCAGGAGCGUGUUUCUAAAGCUGACUAAAAGGUUUUGUCCGUGCAAACACAUUGACUUUUCUGGUUGGUGCCUUUGUACUUUUGCUAGCUAAGUUAUUAAUAUAACUUUGUGGUCCUGGACAAUAGCAAAAGUGCCUGGUGGGAAAGAGGGUGGGGUUUUUAGACUCGUUGCUGUUUAACUGACAAUUUUGGGUAAUGUGGCUAUUAAGUUACAGAUACUGCAGGCAGAAUACCUGUUGGGAUGAAAAGAGUUUCUAAGUUGUUGUAAUAAAUAUUUGAAAACAAUGUUAAAGUACAUUUUUGUUAUUAGUUUCCAAGACGCUCUUGAUUUUAAAACAUUCUGUUGGAAUAUGUCUUUUCAGCAAAACAUUGAAAGUUUGUAGCCCUUGCCAAGUGAAAUAACUUGCUUUUUAGUAAAAACAAAUAAAAAUUUACAGACUUA
Agelaius phoeniceus (red-winged blackbird) is the source of this 2226-nucleotide messenger RNA. The record is from RefSeq and is a predicted model, not a curated record. NCBI's taxonomy places the organism in Eukaryota, Metazoa, Chordata, Aves, Passeriformes, Icteridae.